Messenger RNA from Magnusiomyces paraingens, 2382 nucleotides. RefSeq lists its product as uncharacterized. The transcript has 3 exons. The coding region runs from base 1 to 2382 and encodes 793 amino acids. NCBI's taxonomy places the organism in Eukaryota, Fungi, Ascomycota, Dipodascomycetes, Dipodascales, Dipodascaceae. The record is from RefSeq and is a predicted model, not a curated record.
AUGACAAUUAUAUCUGUAUUUUUAGGAAUUCUACUGGGUCUUCGCCGCUCUGGACCUCACUUAUGGCGCUGCUACAUUGUUACAGCUAUUGGCGAACUUCUUGUUCUAUGCUUCAUCUAUGCCGUGCAUAGGGUGAUUCUAACUACCGGUGUUUCAAUUCCAGCCUCGGUUGUGUGUAUGAUUAUACUUUUUGCUGUACUCCUGCUGCUGGAAAGAGUUGUGGGGACUCGCCGCACUGCUCGCGUGGUUCGCUUUAUAGAUGGUGUAAAUUUACUCCAAGACGCACCAGUUAUUGUGGCAGCCGUGGAACCAGCAACACAACAACAGAUAGUAGGAUCACAACGCGGCUUACCGACUACAGAUACAAUUGAGCUGCGUUCUAUGAACGAGCUGACACCUGUGGAAGAGUCUCCACCAAAGACUCUUGGAUGGUUUGUACGUGUUAAAAAGCACUUAGUAUUUGGUGGUCCCGUAGGGUUUUCUUUACGGUGGAUUAACAUAUGUUUCACGCCUGCAUUUGUUGCGCUACCAUUAUCUGAGCGUGUUUCUAUUGCAGAGGCUUUCCAGAUUGCUGGAGUAUUUGUGUUUGGUUACUUGGUCACACUUGCACUUACAGUUUACUUAGUUUUGGGUUUGCAACGGGUUAUUGGGAAACCUCGCCGGUCGUAUAUGGAAGAUGCUGCGGAAUCAAAUGACGAUGACGACGAAGGAAGUGAUAGAAUCACGACACAUAGUGAACAACAAAUCCAGGAAGGAAUAACCAGUUUAGAAAAUAUUUCAGAAAACACACAUGGUCGUGCUCGUGCAGCUGUGGCCAAAGCUCUAGAUUCAUUACGUCCAGGUAAACCAAAGCAAGUGAAUCGUGCGGUGGAUAAUAAUAAUAAUAAUCAUGAUCAGGAUGAUCAGGAUGACCAGGAUGACCAGGAUGACCAGGAUGACCAGGAUGAAGAUGUUGACGAUAAGGAAAAAGAAGUUGUUAUGCGAGAAUCAGAAUUUGAUGAAGGGCCUUCGACAAUUAAUCCAGUGAAUUCAGUUGAUGGUGAUCUCGGGAUGGCAGCAACCAUGGCAUAUGCAGAAGCAACAAAUGUGGACCAUGCACAUGGUGACAUUGAUAUGAUUCCAGGUCGUCGGUCAAGUUUAGGGAGUGACAUUGGUGAGAAUGAUCAAAUCUCGGAAACUACUAUUACGGCGGUAUCCACAGAAGUGAAUGUGAUUGAAGCAAAACAAAAGUUAAGGGUGGCUCAACUCAUUGUAAUGCGAAUAGACUGGGUUUUUUAUGGAACAAUGCUGGGAGCUGGUGUGAUUGGAUACUGGGCUGCACCAACAUCAUAUGCCAUGCCAGCCCAGUUAGCAGCGCUAGUUUUAUGUUUUCUUACAGCCAUGAGGAUCCCGCAUAAGUACCGUGUUUACUUACAUCCGAUUCUAGUUUCUGCAGCGCUGACAAUUUUAGUAUUAUAUUUGUUUGGAAUAAUCUACACGGCGACGAUUCCUGGGUCUCGUGCUUAUGAUCCGGAGACAGUUGAACAAGUUAUUAAUGAAACAGUGGCUAAUAUUUUAGCUUCAGGAGAAACUUCAACAACAAAUUUGCCAACGUUUGUUGGAUUUUCUAUUCUCGACUCAAGUACUAAUAAAUUACUACCGGUUACAGAGCUUCGUGCACGUAUUACGUCAGCCGUUUUAUCACAUAAAACGUUUGGGUUCACGUCGUUACGGCAAGCGUUAUGGCAAUUUAAAACAGGCCGCAAUUAUUUAACGCUUUUUGACAAACAGGUACAGCAGCCAUUGUUAUACAAUCCUAAAAGACAAGUUUUUGAGCCGGCGCUUCCUGGAGCAGGUGACAUUAUCUCGACAUUGAUGGAUACUAGUAUUGUAGCACUUGCAGUUCCCAUGUACAACUACCGAGGAGAUCUCAAACGAAAUUUUCUGGUAAUUAUGAUUCCAUGUAUAGUCAUUGCACUUGCAUCUUUCUUUGCCUACCCACCACUUUGUUAUGGGGUUGGGAUUCAAAGCACACGCGCACUUUCCUUUGUUGCUCGUAGUGUGACUUUAGCUCUUGCACUUCCUGCAGUAGCAUCGCUUGGUGGGUCCAGUACUCUUGUUGCUGUAGUUGGUAUUUUAAGUGGGAUAGUAGGUGUAAUUAUAGGUGGUUGGUUUGUUAAGCGAGUAUUAAGGGUACGUAGCGAUGAUUAUGUGACAAUUGGUGUGGCCAUGGGAAUUAAUAGUUCAGCAAUUGGGUCGGCACAUUUGUUGGUAACAAAUCCACGUGCCAGUGCACUUUCAUCAUUGAGUUUUUUCGUUUUUGGAACAACAAUAGUUAUUAUGGCAGCUAUUACGCCUUUGGUUAAUGUCAUUAGAGGAUGGGUAGAUUUACAACCUCUGUAA